AUCAUCACAUUAUCUUAUUGAUUAUGAACGUUUUGAAUUUCCGAUUUGAAUUUCCGCUUUUCAAUCAUUUCGGUUGAGCAGUUAAACUUUUUUUAAUUUUGUAAACAUUCAACUGUGAGUUUAUUUUUAAAUCAAACAUUUGCUUUAGAAUUGCUUGACGAUUUAUCGAUUUAUAUAAUUUGAACCGAUGACAUGGCUCUUAAAAUGAAAAAAUUCGAAAAAAUGAUUCGCGGGGAUCAAGUUCCUGAACAGAAAUCGUACGAGAAAGAAGAAACCACUGAGAAGAUCAGAUUUAAUGAAUUAGAAUUUCUUAAACAACGCAUAUUUGUAAACUCGCUAAGUCACAUUAAGGAUGAUGAAUUGAGAAAAAAAUGCUCAGAUAUAACUACUCAUUAUAGACUUUUUAAGGAUGAAGAAUCACAUUACAAAGUAAAAGAGUUAUCAGACGAUGAUAAAAUUAAAUUGGAUAAAUGCAUUGAGGAGUGCAUACACAAUGAGUGUGCUCUGAUUACCAAUGAAAAAGAAUCUAUCCCUGCAGAUUUGUUAAAGUUAAUUGAAUCUGAACCAGUUAUGCCAGAUACUAUAAAAAAUAAAUUAAAUAAUAUGUUGACUCUUUUGAAUAAGUAUACAAAUAAUCAAAAAGAUAUACAACAUUCAAUGCUUACAUUAUUAGAUAGUAGCAAUGUCAAUAUUUUAGAAGCCCAACAAUUAUCAAAAAAAGUAGAUGCUAUUAAAGUAAAUUCAAAUAAGUUGCAGAGCGAUAUCAUCAGUAAAUUUUCCUGUUCCAAAGAAUUAUUUGAGUCAUUGGAAAAAUACUUCAGUACUAAAGAAAAAGAAUAUGAAACAGAUUUGUCAAAGUUCGAGGAAUUACAGAAACUACAAGAUAAAUAUAAGCUUGUAGAUGGUCCACAAUAUAAAGAUUUAGUUAAAAGAUUUAAACAAGCCCAGGAAAUCAUUAAAAUUAAAACAGAAAUGUUGAAUAGUUAUUAAAAAAAUUGUAUUGUAUAUAUUUACUGUAUAAAACAAAAAUUGAUCGUGAACACCUACGAUAAACAUUUUAGAGCUAUGAAUCAUAAAUAUGAUUUUCACUUAAUAAAUUUAUGCCUAUUAUAAUAUGACGUAUAAGUUAGUUUGAAAGUAAUAAUGUUGUCCAGUUUUUAUUUUUAACUAGCUGAGCAUAUUAUCCUUUACAGGUUAAAUGUAAUAUUAAACUAUUUAUUCAAGUGUUUUGCGUGUAUAAAUUAUACUCAGUUCUAGUGGUGCAAAAUAUAUGAUGUUAGAGUACUGAUCAAUGAUCAUCCCUUUUUUGCAUCAAUAAUUAGGAUGUAGUUAAUACACCAGUCUUCUAAACUCUGAGGUUUUAGUACAUAUUAUAUUUAUUUAUUACACAUUUUGAUUUGUAUCACACUAGUAAUUGGUACAUGAGUAUAGUGUAGGUAUCUUUGUAUCAAUAUAAUAAUUAAAUAUAAUAAAUCUAAUGUAAAUUAAAUCCAUGACUCUCCAUGAAAUGUAACAUUAGUCGCCUGUAUGAAAACAUCAAUAGCCCACGAUAUGCCACAAAUUAUAUUCUCAUAAAUCAUAAUACCAGCUAUUCGUUACUCAUUAGUCAUUAGUUA
Molecule: messenger RNA, 1616 nt
Organism: Metopolophium dirhodum (rose-grain aphid)
Lineage: Eukaryota; Metazoa; Arthropoda; Insecta; Hemiptera; Aphididae
Exons: 3
Coding region: 193-990 (265 amino acids)
Source: RefSeq, a predicted model, not a curated record